Molecule: messenger RNA, 618 nt
Organism: Guyanagaster necrorhizus
Lineage: Eukaryota; Fungi; Basidiomycota; Agaricomycetes; Agaricales; Physalacriaceae
Exons: 3
Coding region: 1-618 (205 amino acids)
Biological process (GO): mitochondrial fission
Cellular component (GO): mitochondrion
Source: RefSeq, a predicted model, not a curated record
AUGUCGCCUUCAAAGUCCGUCACCGGGGCCAUCGAAAAAGAGGUCGACCAUCUCACUAAGAGAGACAUCGACAGUACUGACUCUGACAUUCGUUACCUCGCGUACGGUGCUCGACUACGAACCGCACUUCGGGCCUCUACUCGGUAUAUUGCUUAUACGAGCGAUGUCGGAGAAGCCUUUAGACCGAUUGUGCCGCCAUGGGUAGUGACGGCUGCAUACGGUGUUUCGUGGCUCUACCUUGGCGGGGACGUUGCAUAUGAGUCCUACAAGGCCCAUCGACGCGGACCCUCGGCAGUCGAGGCGGCUCACUUUUCAGAGUCGACGAGAUUAGGUCUCAUUGCUGUGCAACGAGCAACUUUCCAGUCCAUUGCAUCCAUGGGUCUUCCCGCACUGACCAUUCACACUAUUGUCAAACAGACGAAGAAGGUUUUUGUCAAUGUUCAGAACCCUAAACUAAAGGCAUGGGGUCCGACUGUGACCGGUCUUUCUGUUGUUCCUGCUCUGCCAUACCUCUAUGACCAUCCGGUGGAAGUCGCGACAGACAGGGCGUUUGACUGGAUCAGAGAGAAGCUAGGCGAGGCAGGAACACACACAGGGAGAGGGGACAAAGAGCUCUGA